Durusdinium trenchii is the source of this 1199-nucleotide messenger RNA. The record is from the annotation of a GenBank genome assembly. Lineage: Eukaryota; Dinophyceae; Suessiales; Symbiodiniaceae.
AUUUUGUCAGGGCUCCAGCACUCGCGCCGGGACAAAAUAAGCCUUGCUGAUCUCGCCAUGGCUGACAACCCAGUUUGGAAGGCAUGCAAGCCCUUCGCCACCGGCUCGCUGUCGGGGAUGUUCGCGACCUGCUGUAUCCAGCCCAUCGACAUGGUCAAGGUGCGCAUUCAGCUCACAGCAGGCACCGCUGAAGCUGCAGGCCCUAUGACCAUUGUCUCAUCGAUGCUGAAGAAUGAGGGCAUUGGUGCCUUCUACACCGGUUUGACCGCAGGACUGACUCGUCAGGUGGUUUACACCGGAGCACGUUUGGGGCUCUUCGACCAGUUCACAGGCAUGGUCAAGAAGCCUGGUAAGUCGCUCUCCGUGGUGGAGAACGGUGGUUGUGCGCUGGCGGCGGGCGGUUUGGCCGCCUUGAUCGGGAACCCGGCGGACUUGGCGCUGAUCCGGAUGCAGGCCGACAGCAUGAAGCCAGUGGCUGAGAGAGCCGGAUACAGCAACGUCUUCACCACCAUGGGAAAGAUCGUGGCCAGUGAAGGGCCUCUGGGCUUGAUGGCCGGCGCGGCGCCCACGGCCACUCGUGCCAUGGCUCUCAACUUGGGAAUGUUGGCCGGCAAUUCCAUCGCCAAGGCGGUCCAAGACAUCGCAGUGUUCUUCAGGGAUCAAGACCAUGACUCAUCUGCAGUGGACAACCUUGCGAGCUUUGGAGUCACUGGUGGUCCUCUGGUCUUUGGUGCCUCCGCGAUUGCGGGCUUCUUCGCGUCCUUCUUCUCCUUGCCCUUUGAUUUCGUGAAGACACAGAUGCAGAAGCAGAAGAAGGAUCCUGUGACAGGUGAGCUGCCUUACAAGAGCUCCAUCGACUGUGCCACGAAGAUCAUGGCAGAGGGUGGCCCCUUGCGCUUCUACGCCGGCUUCCCCACCUACUACGUGCGCAUUGCGCCCCACGCCAUGCUCACCUUGAUCGCACAAGACUUCAUCAAGAAGAGUUGGUCUUCAGUUGGCCUAUGAGUUUUGAAAGCACCAACCGUGAUCGGUUCGCUCAGAUGGAUGUCAUGUAGGACCCCUGAUGGGUCGGCUGCUGUUUUCCUCAGAUUUAAGGCCGCCUCUGGGUCAUCAAGUUUGAUACAGCCUUCUGCUUCUUUCUUCCACCCACGCAACCUUGGGAUGUGACCCUCAGCGGUGGAGGGCUUGCGAGCUGUUGC